AUGAUCGAGGCACAUUUUAAUCGAUCACGAAUAAAAACAGAAGAUGUCAAAUAUGAAUUUAUAUUAUCAUAUUUAGAUGACAAAUUAGCCAGUGAAGUGGAAGAUAUAAUAUUAAAUCCACCGAAAGUCGAACCCUAUACUAAGUUAAAGAAAGAAAUAAUACAACGUUUAUCACAGUCACAGGACCAAAAGAUUCGAAGGUUGCUACAGCAAGAGGAACUGGGUGAUCGAAAACCGUCGCAAUUUUUACGACAUCUAACAUCAUUGGCCGGUCCACUACUAGAUGAGAACAUUUUAAGAACCUUGUGGCUACAAAGAUUACCUACGCAUACACAACAAAUAUUAAAGGCACAUCCGACCAUGAAAAUUGAAGACCUGGCCGCCAUAGCAGAUAGCAUCGGUGAGGUUAACAUCGUGCCAACAGUAGCCGCCACAAGCCUUACCGACGGUACAACGUCUGAAUUAUUAAAACGCGUAGAAGACCUAACAAAAAUGAUAGCUGAAUUGCAAAAUAGACGUCCUAGAUUUCGGCAUAAUUCUCGUUCUAGGAAAAUCUCGCGCACAAGAAGUUUUUCACGCCAAAGAAAUGGUAGUAGGCAAAGAUUUGAUACGUGCUGGUACCACUACAAAUUUGGAAACAAAGCCUAA
Molecule: messenger RNA, 648 nt
Organism: Ctenocephalides felis (cat flea)
Lineage: Eukaryota; Metazoa; Arthropoda; Insecta; Siphonaptera; Pulicidae
Exons: 1
Coding region: 1-648 (215 amino acids)
Source: RefSeq, a predicted model, not a curated record